AUGAAUAUUUAUAUGCACGGCCUGCGCAUGGGCAAGGGAUGGCGACCUUUUCAUUCUAUCGUGCGGUCGUCGGAGAUCCAUGACUCCUCUCGCUUCAGCAUCGAGCAGUUUGUGACAAUUCACAUAACGAGAAAUCAGCCAAGUUCUGACAAAUGGACAGUCGCCAUAUGGUCAGACGCUGGGGCAGAUUUGAGCUACAGUCCAGCUGUACCCUGGCUUGGUCCUACAAAAAAUGCUCACUUUCGCCCAGUAAUUCUCCACGGACCAGGACCUGAGGUUAUGGCAGCAAAGGAGACUGCAUUUUCACCUUCAGGAAUCUCGGGUGGGCUUCCACAGAGCCUGUCAUUGCUGCGCAGUGCAUACGGAGCGAGUCUCGAUCCCGUAGAGAUGUGCCAAAAUCCGAUCUAUGCUCUUGAUGAACUUUUCCGAUUUCAUUCAGCGUCAGAGAAGCAAUACCUAGACAUGAUAGCUUCCGUUCUUGAGACCAGUAUUGCAGAAGACUACCGUACCAAUCCCGAAGGACUAUCAAAUACUCGCACAAUUCUGCUUCACUCGCACAGAAUGCUGCAGCGCCGACAAAGUCACAUCGCUGAGAUGCUCAACUUUCUCCGUUUCCCUGCUAUCACCGAUGCAGCCGAUGCUUCACCACGCGCCAAAUCGGCUGUUCGCUCUCUCUGUGUGGACCUGGAAUAUCUACAGCACAAUAACCGGGAGCUCAUGUCGAGAUGUAGGCAUGAACUAGAUAUCAUGACGAACGAAGCCAUGUUCGAGGACGCUCGGCGGGGUAUUGUGCUCAGCAGAAAUAGCCAGAAGUUUGCUGCCUUUGCCGCCUUUUACGUUCCGUUUUCUUUUACGUGCAGUAUUUUUGGGAUGAAUUUCGUGCAAGUAGACAGCAUUGGCAAAGGGUUUGAGCUGUGGAUAGCGGUCGUGGUACUAACUUCGUCUCGUGAAAGUUUGUUGGCCCGUGAUCUCUCGCGACACGUCUUUGCAUUGGAUCUGCGAAAUCAUGGAGACUCGGCUCACCAUCCCAUACACAACUAUAUGCAAAUGGCCUACGACGUUGAAGCUUUUAUCAAGACGCACGGAUUAAAAAACGUGUCGCUAAUAGGUCAUUCCAUGGGCGCCAAAACAGCCCUAACACUAUCCCUCCGCGCCCCAGACCUAAUCUCCAAUGUCGUCGCAGUCGACAACUGUCCUGUACAACUACCCAUUCCAGCUGACUUUGAGAAAUACAUCGAUGCGCUUGCAGAAGUAGCCAAAGCCAGGAUCAGAACCCAUUCGGAGGGUGAGCGGAUCCUCGCUCAAUAUGAAGAGUCCGCCGCAGUACGGUUAUGGCUUCUAAGUAACUUCGUCAAAGAUCGGCAGCACGCUCCAUAUCUAAAGCUUCGGCUACCGCUAGAUACCCUGAGAAACGCCCUUGAUGCGCUCGGGGACUUUCCCUACCCAUCACCACCAUCAGAGUCGGGGUCAGAGUCAGAGGCUGUGAAGUUCUCCAAACCAGCGUUGUUCCUUCGCUCAUAUAAAAGCCAUUAUAUACCCGAUGAUGCUUUGCCGCUCAUAAGAUCAUUUUUUCCGCAGUCCAGGGUUGUGGAUUUUGAUUGUGGCCAUUGGAUUGUUCAGGAUCGGCCGGAGGAGUUUAGACGUGUUGUGGUGGAUUUCCUGCGGGAUGGAAGAUAG
This is a messenger RNA of Talaromyces amestolkiae, 1677 nucleotides long. RefSeq lists its product as uncharacterized. NCBI's taxonomy places the organism in Eukaryota, Fungi, Ascomycota, Eurotiomycetes, Eurotiales, Trichocomaceae. The coding region runs from base 1 to 1677 and encodes 558 amino acids. Gene Ontology annotation, cellular component: mitochondrion. The transcript is spliced from 7 exons. The record is from RefSeq and is a predicted model, not a curated record.